Messenger RNA from Aspergillus tanneri, 1197 nucleotides. RefSeq lists its product as uncharacterized. The transcript has 3 exons. Gene Ontology annotation, molecular function: nucleic acid binding; zinc ion binding. Lineage: Eukaryota; Fungi; Ascomycota; Eurotiomycetes; Eurotiales; Aspergillaceae. The record is from RefSeq and is a predicted model, not a curated record. The coding region runs from base 1 to 1197 and encodes 398 amino acids.
AUGACGCCAGACAACAGGAUCACCAAAACGUGCGGGAAUUCGCAGCUUACCUUAACCAAUGGGAAGUUCAGCUCCCAGAAGCAUACACAGAAAAUCAACGAAAGGAUCACCUCCGGACAAGAGUCAAGCAAGACCUGCGACAUGAAGCGCUUAAAUACCACCAACGAACCAGAGACAUAUGAAGGCUAUAUCGCCCACCUCCAAACAAUUGAAGAUUCCAUACCGGGUCGACGCAAGGAAAUAUCGCAAGCGAAGAAUAGGAGAAGCCAACACAGCUUAGCUAUGCGACACCGGACGACGACCCCAGGCAACACGGAAAGACAACAACCUUCCAGUCAACGGGGCCCAGACAAGCCAUGGAGAGGCAACAAUCGCGCCUUUCGUGGAAACUCUAAUAGGUCCCAAGGUCAUAAGCGACAGCAGUCGCAUAACCCUGAUAUUGAAUGCUAUGUCUGCGGAGAAAAGGGACAUAUUGCGCCUCAAUGUCCCAAACCUGCGGCUCUGGGCCUAGAGGAAGAAAAUCCAAAAGAUAAUGCCAUUGAGACUAUGGUUGAGCUGCAAGCACAAGAGCGCACUAUUCCAACUUGUGUUAAUCGACUCGGGGUGUCAAGCCCUUCUUAUCAGCCGAAGGUUCGCAGAUGCGCACCUCCCGGAGCCUGCAAUAGGCCCGCGGAGGAUAUGGCCCUAGAUGGUCACCGCAUCCGUUGCUACGGACGCUACAGGCUGAGGGCAACCACCCAAGAUUGCCACGGUGUUCGUAGAACGAUUGAAAGAACAUUCGAUGUGGUUGAUAUGGACCAUUAUGAUGCGAUUCUAGGAUACCCUUGGUUGAGAGAGGCGAACCCAAACGUCGACUGGGAACUAGGAACAUGGGAAUACCGGAAAAUACCUCCGGAGAAAGAAGUCGAGAUAAUCAACGAAGCAGAGGUGAAUCGCACUUACGAGAGGGAAAACAAGUCUACGCAGCGUCGAAAUCCGUGUGGGUUCUGCGACAUCGGCGAAGGAGUGCGAAUACCCGCAAUCUACAAGGAGUUCGAAGAUGUCUUUUCGGAGGAAAAUGCAGGGAUUCUACCUGCGCAUGCAGACCACGACCAUGCAAUUGAUAUACAACCGGGAAAGGAACCCCAUACCGACCAAUUUACCCCUUGUCCGAAAGUGAGCUCGCAGUUCUGCGCAGAUAUAUUGAAGCAGCGCUAG